Centruroides sculpturatus (bark scorpion) is the source of this 1436-nucleotide messenger RNA. Its product is annotated as protein pygopus-like. NCBI's taxonomy places the organism in Eukaryota, Metazoa, Arthropoda, Arachnida, Scorpiones, Buthidae. The coding region runs from base 175 to 873 and encodes 232 amino acids. The transcript is spliced from 5 exons. The record is from RefSeq and is a predicted model, not a curated record.
AAUAAAUAAAUUUAAAUUAAAAAAAAUUAUUAGAAAAUAUUAAUUAAAAAGUUUUAAAAGUAAAUUUACAAAAAAAAAUUACGCAAAUUUCGAGCGGUAGAUGGCGUUUAACGAUCCAUCUUUGUUUAUCGUUUUUGAAGUUGUAAUGGCGUGUAUUUUCUUAUAACGUUAUCAAUGCCGAGAGAGAGGAGGCCACCCACGAAAUUUAAAGGAAAGACUUGCCAGUCGUCUAAUAAAUUCCUAUUCUUGAAUGUAAAUGCUUAUAUGCACUCUAGAGGAGAAACUGACAGUGGAAGUGGUGAGUUAAAAACAGCUAAUCAACCUGAAAGUCCUUCAGGAAAGAAGAGACGUACGUCUGCUGCCACCACAGCUGCUCAGUAUCCUUACAUUAAGGGAAGAAAAAAUAUUUUCCAGCCAAGUCCAUCCCUUCCAGACUUAGUACCACCACCACCGUUGACUGGUUAUGGCGAAACCAUCGUUGCAAGUAAUCCGUUUGACGACACACUGCCGACCGCGAAUAAUACAUCUGUCCCACCCAUGCCGGGCCCUGGCAUGACUCCUGGGCCUCCAAUGCAUCCUAAGCCAGUGCCUAUGUCAUCUGGAAAGGUCUAUCCUCCCGAUCAACCGAUGGUAUUUAAUCCUCAAAAUCCCAACGCACCUCCUAUUUAUCCCUGUGGUAUUUGUCACAAAGAAGUUCACGACAACGAUCAGGCCAUACUGUGCGAAAGUGGAUGCAACUUCUGGUUCCACAGAGCAUGUACCGGACUGACCGAUGCCGCCUAUCAUCUCUUAACUGCCGAAGUCUACGCCGAAUGGGUUUGUGAUAAAUGCCUUUCAUCAAAAAAUAUCCCUCUUGUAAAAUUUAAACCAUAGUUGUUUUUAGAAAGUUACAUAAAUGCAUAUUUGUAUGUGUCGAAGUCAAAAGCUACAUGAUUUUUCUGGAUACAUUGUGUUUUAUCAGGCAUCUCAUUGUUACUUAUUUGUACAUUCAAUUUUUUGUAUUCAUCACGACAGUUUUUAAUUAAAUUAUUCCAACCGUCUAUUUUUGUAAAAUGCAUUUUAUGAACUUUCUACCUCAUGUUAUAUACAUUAGUUGUGUUGUAUAUUGUUAAAAUAAUAAAUUCUUUAAUGUACAUUUAUCUUGUAUUGUUUCAUUUAAAUUUUAAAAAUUCUGUAUUUUUCCUUUUUUAAUUUUAUAAAAAAAAAAUCAUUAUUCAUAAUUAACAUCUUAAACUGGCAAAUAAACAUGCUAGAUACAGUACUUAUCAUAUAAAUUAUAAACCUUUGAACAAGUAUUGUACAUUCUAAUGAACAAACAAGUUAAAUGGCAAGGCCAUUUUUGGGACGAGACUAUGUCUCAACUACACACCAUUUUCUAAGGAAAAGAGAAAAAUGAGCACUAACCAAUGAGCAAAAGCUGACACUAGUACUUGGUC